AUGGCGCCUGCUGGUGCACUGCUUGGUAGGUUGGGGCCUCACUUGGCGCAGCAUGCUUGUCAUUGCUAUCGGAUUGCUGAGAACUCUCGCCAGUUGCGCCAACUCCCUUGGCUUGAUCUCUUUCUUAGCAUGGGUGGAGGCGGAAGCGACGGAAACAGUGUUGGCGGUGGUGGUAGUGAUGGUGGUCGAACCGUAGUCUUGGUUGGACGUACUGGCAAUGGUAAAAGUGCGACGGGAAAUAGCAUCCUUGGAAGGAAGGCAUUUAGGUCGCUGGCUAGCUCUGCUGGGGUUACAGAUCAAUGUCAGCUGUACACCACUGUACUGAAAGAUGGUCAUAUCCUUAACGUAAUCGACACUCCCGGAAUAUUUGACUUCACCCCUGAGACUCACAUGGGUGAAAGGAUUGUUGAAUGCGUUAAAUUGGCCAAGGAUGGCAUCCAUGCUGUUCUUCUUGUAUUCUCAGUGAGAAGCCGCUUUUCGAAAGAAGAGGAAUCCUCCCUUCGCUGCUUGAGAGAGUUGUUUGGAGAGAAAAUUAUUGAUCACGUGAUUGUAGUUUUUACUGGUGGGGAUGAGCUUGAAGAAGAAGGCGUUGCACUUGAUGAAUACUUGGGGCGGUGUUGCCCUGCCCCUUUGAAGGAUCUUCUGGAGGAAUGCGGAAACCGAAAGGUUCUGUUUGAUAAUAAGACUAAGGAUGAAGCAAAGAAAGCCGAACAGCUUCAAGAGCUUGAGGCUCUUAUAAACACAGUUGUAGCGCUGAAUAAUGGUCUGCCAUAUACAGAGAAUUUAGUUGCUGAUUUGAAGGAACGAGAGCAGAGAUUCCACGCUAAGACAGAAGAGGUUAAUUCAUUGAAGGGAUGCUCUGAGCAGGAGGUUUCUAAGAUGAUGGAAGAAUUGAAGAAAUUCUAUGAAGAACAAAACCAACAAAUGAUUCAGAGUGUUGAUUCUAGGAUGAAAGAGACUGUUAAGGGACUUCAAAAGAGACUGGAGAGCCAGAAGGCUGCGAAGCGCAAGGCUGAAGAGAACGCGAGGAGGCUCAAUGAACAAGUUUGCCAAGCUGCGAGGCGCGUGGCUGAAGAGAACGCGAGGAGGUCCAAUGAACAAAAUUGCCAAGCCGCAACGAGCGUGGCUCAAGUGCACGCGGUUUUGCAUCAACAUGUUAGCAAUAUGACAAAGGAGUGCUCAAUUAUGUAG
Messenger RNA from Diospyros lotus (date-plum), 1191 nucleotides. Its product is annotated as immune-associated nucleotide-binding protein 9-like. The transcript is spliced from 6 exons. Bases 1 to 1191 code for a protein of 396 amino acids. Gene Ontology annotation, molecular function: GTP binding. NCBI's taxonomy places the organism in Eukaryota, Viridiplantae, Streptophyta, Magnoliopsida, Ericales, Ebenaceae. The record is from RefSeq and is a predicted model, not a curated record.